This is a messenger RNA of Rhizopus microsporus ATCC 52813, 3543 nucleotides long. RefSeq names its product DNA topoisomerase II. The record is from RefSeq and is a predicted model, not a curated record. The transcript has 4 exons. Gene Ontology annotation, biological process: resolution of meiotic recombination intermediates; sister chromatid segregation; DNA topological change. Gene Ontology annotation, cellular component: nucleus. Gene Ontology annotation, molecular function: DNA binding; ATP binding; DNA topoisomerase type II (double strand cut, ATP-hydrolyzing) activity. NCBI's taxonomy places the organism in Eukaryota, Fungi, Mucoromycota, Mucoromycetes, Mucorales, Rhizopodaceae. The coding region runs from base 1 to 3543 and encodes 1180 amino acids.
AUGAUCGAUGUCUCAAACUCUCCUAAUAAGAACAAAUCUAUUGAAGAAAUCUACCAAAAGAAGUCUCAAUUAGAACACAUUUUGCUUCGUCCAGAUACUUAUGUUGGAUCAACUGAAGUUGAAGAGGAAGAGAUGUGGGUAUUUGAUAGUGAACAAAGCAUCAUUAAGAAGAAAAAGAUAAAGUAUGUUCCUGGUUUAUACAAGAUUGUAGACGAAAUUCUGGUCAAUGCUGCUGAUCACAAGAUUAGAGAUCCAGCAAUGACUUAUAUCAAAGUAACUAUAAACAGAACAGAAAACUUCAUUUGUAUCGAAAAUAAUGGUAAAGGUAUUCCUAUUACCGAACACAAGAAAGAAAAGGUCUAUGUACCUGAACUGAUCUUUGGACACUUGUUGACCUCUUCAAACUACGAUGAUGAAGAAAAAAGAGUGGUUGGUGGUCGUAAUGGUUAUGGUGCCAAACUAUGUAACGUCUUUAGUACAGAAUUUACCAUAGAAACUGCAGAUAAGGAAAGACAGCUGAAAUAUAAGCAGAUCUUUCAAAAGAACAUGACAGUCAUCAAACCACCCUCUAUCACCAAGAACUCAAGAGGAGAGCAAUACACUCGCAUCAGCUUUAAACCCGAUUUGGCUAAAUUCUCAUUGUCAGAGAUGGAUGAGGAUUUUGAAGCUUUAAUCAAGAAACGUGUCUAUGAUCUGGCUGGUUGCGUAGAUAACUGUAACGUGUUCUUGAAUGGUACAAAGAUCCCCGUAAAGAACUUUAAGCAGUACUGUGAAUUGUACACAAAGUCAUUAGAACUUGGUCCUGAAGAAACAAAGAAGGAGAUCAUAUUUGACAAUGCAGCAACGGGUCGUUGGCAAGUCUGCUUUGCUCUAAGCGAUGGUCAAUUUGAUCAAAUCAGUUUUGUCAACAGUAUCUGUACAGCAAAGGGUGGUACUCAUGUGAAUCAUGUCGCUGAUCAGAUUGUCAAGCAUUUGGCUCCUGAGGUUGAAAAGAAGAGCAAAAACAAGAAUGUAAAGAACAUGCAGAUCAAGAAUCAUAUGAUCCUGUUUAUCAAGUGCUUGGUCGAAAACCCCACUUUUGAAACGCAAACGAAAGAGACGAUGACAUUGCGUGCCAGCGCCUUUGGUUCAUCUUAUAAGCUAUCUGACAGAUUUGCUAAUGCUAUUGCAAAAUCAGGUAUUGUUGAUAACAUCGUUCGAUGGGUCAAGUUUAAAGAAGAGCAAAAGAUGUCCAAGGUUGAUAAAGGUCUGAUGCGACGAACCUUGAACAUUCCCAAGUUGGAAGAUGCAAACUUUGCCGGUGUUCCUGGAAAGAACAAGCGCUGCACUCUGAUCAUCACAGAAGGUGAUUCAGCUAAGUCGCUUGUUUUGAGUGGCAUGUCAGUAGUGGGUCGUGACUACUAUGGUGUAUUCCCCAUCCGUGGCAAACUGUUGAACGUUCGUGACGUUUCUAAUGCUGAACUCAUGAAAAAUGAAGAAAUCAAAAACAUCAAGGCUAUUCUUGGCCUUCAGCAUGGUAAAAAGUAUGAAAGUGUUGAUGAGUUGCGAUAUGGCCGUUUGAUGAUCAUGACAGAUCAAGAUCAUGACGGUUCACACAUUAAGGGUCUGAUCAUCAACUUUAUCGAUUCCAUGUUUCCCUCGCUUCUGGAUAUUCCUGGGUUCCUCUUGGAGUUUAUCACACCUAUUAUAAAGUGUACACAUAAACGUUCAAAGCAGAUCGUUUCCUUUUUCACUAUCCCAGAAUAUGAGCAAUGGGCCUUGGAACACAACAAGAAGAGUGAAUGGGAUGUAAAGUACUUCAAGGGUCUGGGUACAUCUGAUAAAAUGGCUGCUCGUGAAUACUUUAGUAAGCCAGAAAUCCAUCAAAAAGAAUUUCAGAUAAUGGACACAGAAGAUCGUCAACUGAUUGACAUGGUUUUCAACAAGAAGAAGGCUUCAGAUAGAAAGGAAUGGUUGACCCAGUAUGAGCCUGGCAUCUUCAUUGAUCACAAUGUCAACAAGAUUAAGAUUAGUGAAUUUGUCAAUCGUGAGUUGAUGUUAUUUAGUAUGGCAGAUAACAUCCGUUCUAUUCCUAGCGUCGUCGAUGGUUUCAAACCAGCUCAGCGUAAGGUACUCUAUGGUUGCAUCAAACGUCCCAGGAAUACAGAAGUCAAGGUAGCUCAGCUAGCAAACUACGUUGCUGGUAUCACCCAAUACCAUCACGGUGAACAAAGUGUUGCAGGAACGAUCAUCAACAUGGCCCAAAACUUUGUUGGAUCUAACAAUAUCAACUUGCUAGUACCUUCCGGUCAGUUCGGUAACCGUCACUCUGGCAGUAAGAGUGCGGCUAGUCCUCGUUAUCUGUUCACUCGCUUGUCCAAAGUCACGCGUUUGAUAUUCCAUCCUGAUGAUGAUGCUGUGUUGAAUUACUUGAUAGAAGAAGAUAAGAUGAUUGAACCUAGCUGGUAUAUUCCUAUCAUUCCUAUGGUACUCGUCAAUGGUGCCGACGGUAUUGGUACAGGCUGGAGUACAGCUAUACCCAACUACAACCCCAAGGAUAUUAUCGACAACAUCUUGCGCCUGAUGAAUAACCAGCCCAUGGAGACAAUGAAGCCAUGGUACAGAGGCUUCAAGGGAGAAAUUAGUCCUUCUGGGCCUAGCAAAUUCACUGUGAAUGGUAUUGCUGAAGUCACACCAGAGAGUGAUGUUAAGGUGACUGAAAUACCCGUUCGUCUGUAUACUGAAGCGUUCAAGAAGUUCCUCAUGGACUCUCUUCCCGACCAGGCCAAGGACAAGAAGAACAUUAUAAGUUUUAAAGAUAAUUCAACAGAUGUGGCUGUUGACUUUACAAUUAAAUUAGAUGACAGCAACUUGAAGAAAGCGGAAGAUGUAGGUCUCCUGACUGCUUUUAAGAUCACAAGCACGAUCAAUACAACCAAUAUUGUCUGUUUUGACAAGAACGGUAAAAUUAAGAGAUAUGACGGCCCCGAAGAGAUCCUGCGAGAAUUUUAUGAUUUGCGUUUGGAAUUCUAUGCAAAGAGAAAGGAACAUUUGAUUACUGUAUUAAAGCAUGAAUAUGAACGUCUAGACAACAAAGCCAAGUUCAUUCAACUCGUCAUUGAUGAAAAGCUUCAAUUCUUCAACCGUAAGAAGGCUGAUGUCAUUGCUGACAUGAAAGAACAUGGACUUCAGCAAAUCUACCCGUUGAAGAGAAAGAACGCUUUAGUACAAGAUGAUGAUGAAGAUCCAAAUAACCAAGCAGAGGAACAAGAGGGUACAGGAUAUGAGUACCUCUUUUCUAUCAGCGUCAGUGGCUUCACAAGAGAAAAGGUCGAAGAACUUCAUAAACAGCGUGACACCAAGUUGGAAGAACUUGAAGAUAUUCAAGGUACACCACCAAAGACAUUCUGGCGCCGUGAUUUAGAAGCUCUAUUGAAAGAAUGGGAAUCCAUAUUGGAAGAAGAUGCCGAAUAUGAAAAGACAGCUAAACCUAUGGCUACUAGCGAUGCUGGAAAGAAGAGAAAAAGAGCCCCAGUAAAGAAGAAGGUUAAGCAAGAGGAUUAA